AUGGCUCGCAAAGACUUCUUCGAGGUCACCUUACGGUCACAGACCAAGCAGGUCUACGAGCGAAACGUUGAGCGCAUGAAGAACACAGAGGACGGUCUUUUCGAGCCCGAGGGAGAGACAAUUCCAGAUGACGUCGAGCUCUUGAAGCAGCCCGCGAGGACGGUCCGGCAGGGAGACGAGGAAAUCGCCUUCGAGAUCAACGUCGAUAGAGGUCACAUGGAGACGAUUGUGGCACCCCGCGUUGUCUUCAACCAGACCGAUGACUUCGCUUGCAGUAGACUGCAUUGCCGAGCCAAAAGCGAUCCUAAGAAAGAUCGACAAAGCCACCAGCCGAACAGGAUGCACACCAAGCUGAGGGUCGACGUUUAUCCUUGGGCGCAUAGGACACAGAAAGCCAACAUACCUCUCGAAACAGACUUGCCUACUGACGGAAAGGACUUGGAAGGCAGUUGCAUUCCGGACAGACUCCUGUUCCGCUUCGAAUUCAAUUGCGUCACUCGCGAGUACCUUCUCGUGAAGAGCAGGAGUGGUAAGAGAAAGACAAACGACAGCGUUAGUGAUCAGUCCAUUGCGAAUGUUUGCACCACUCUGCCGAAUAACGAUCCUAAGCGGAGAUAUCCUGAAAUCGAACAAUACAAUGAACAGUGA
Cyphellophora attinorum is the source of this 648-nucleotide messenger RNA. RefSeq lists its product as uncharacterized. The transcript is spliced from 4 exons. NCBI's taxonomy places the organism in Eukaryota, Fungi, Ascomycota, Eurotiomycetes, Chaetothyriales, Cyphellophoraceae. Bases 1 to 648 code for a protein of 215 amino acids. The record is from RefSeq and is a predicted model, not a curated record.